Colletotrichum higginsianum IMI 349063 is the source of this 1191-nucleotide messenger RNA. RefSeq names its product Arsenical-resistance protein. NCBI's taxonomy places the organism in Eukaryota, Fungi, Ascomycota, Sordariomycetes, Glomerellales, Glomerellaceae. Gene Ontology annotation, biological process: arsenite transport; antimonite transmembrane transport. Bases 1 to 1191 code for a protein of 396 amino acids. Gene Ontology annotation, molecular function: antimonite transmembrane transporter activity; arsenite transmembrane transporter activity; antiporter activity. The transcript is spliced from 4 exons. Gene Ontology annotation, cellular component: plasma membrane. The record is from RefSeq and is a predicted model, not a curated record.
AUGUCCAAUCUUUCCUCCGGGGCCGUAUGCGCGCCCGAGCUCAACAAGGACAAAGCUCCUGCUGAGAAGCUGGCCAACUGUGAUACCAGCCACGAUGUCGAGCAGCAGCAGCACCAACAACACCAUACCGAGACCAACAAUGCCCAUAUAUCAUCCAUAUUUCAUUCCCUUGGUAUAAUCGAUCGGUUUUUGGCCGUAUGGAUAUUUCUCGCUAUGUUGAUAGGCAUCAUCCUCGGAAAUUUCGUCCCAAGCGCUGGGCCAGCGCUUCAGCAGGGCAAGUUCGUUGGGGUGUCCAUACCAAUCGCCGUAGGUCUGCUGGUAAUGAUGUAUCCUAUCCUAUGUAAAGUUCAGUACGAGAAACUGUACGAAGUUUUUCGUACUCGAGAGAUCUGGAUACAACUCGGCUUCAGCGUAGUUGUCAACUGGAUCAUCGCGCCUCUCUUCAUGCUCGCCUUAUCAUGGGCAUUUCUCCCGGAUAGAGAGGGCCUGCGGAACGGCCUGAUUCUCGUAGGAGUCGCAAGGUGCAUCGCCAUGGUGCUUAUAUGGACAAGCCUAGCCAGGGGAGAUGGCGAUUAUUGCGCAAUCCUUGUAGCUGUCAACUCGUUUCUGCAAAUCGUCCUCUUCGCUCCCGUUGCAUUACUCUUCAUCCGGGUCAUUGGCCAAGACGACAGCAUCUCCUCUAUCUCGUACUCAACAGUUGCUUCUGCAGUGGGUGUCUUCCUCGGCAUCCCCCUUGGUGCGGCCAUUCUUACCCGUUUGUCGUUGAUCUACACCAUCGGCACCAAGACAUACAACACCAGAGUGAUACCGUUCUUGGCGCCUUGGUCACUCAUCGGACUCCUUUACACCAUCGUCGUUCUAUUCGCCUCCCAAGGGUCCCAAGUUGUUCACCAAAUCGUCUCCGUGGUGCGGGUGGCGGCGCCGCUGGUGGUCUACUUCUCUAUUAUCUUCUCGGCAACGCUGGUUGUCGCACGUAAGAUGGGAUUCCGUUACGGUCUCGCAUGCACGCAGGCUUUCACAGCCGCCAGCAACAACUUUGAGCUGGCCAUCGCGAUUGCCGUUGCAGCAUACGGGCCUGACUCGGACGAGGCGCUUGCCACGACCGUCGGGCCGCUUAUCGAGGUGCCGGUACUCCUAGGACUGGUCUACUGCAUCAAAUGGUUUGCCCGCCGAUAUGGCUGGGAGGAUUAA